AUGGCUCGUGUUGCCGGUGUUGCGUUGAUCCUGUUGGUCGUCGUUGUUUCAGCUACGUUUGUCCCCAACACGGAAGCAAGAAAGCUACUGGAGAAUAGCCGCGGCGGUGGUGGCGACGGAGCAAUUAGCGUGCCGUCUCUGUUCCAGAGCUUGCUUCUAAGUGCCCUUCCCAAGGGCACAGUCCCAGCUUCUUCUCCGAGCAAGAAGGGUCACUCCACGCUGGAUAAUGUGGAGCGUUUCCAGAGGCACCUCGCCCAAAUUGAUCGGAUCCUACGCUCUGUCCCCAGCCCCGGCGUCGGACAUUAA
Linum tenue is the source of this 306-nucleotide messenger RNA. NCBI's taxonomy places the organism in Eukaryota, Viridiplantae, Streptophyta, Magnoliopsida, Malpighiales, Linaceae. The record is from the annotation of a GenBank genome assembly.